GUUCCGCAUACUCCCGCGGUGGCGCUGUGCACGGGAGUCCGACCGCGAAUACGUACCUCGUUAUAUGGAUUUUAAAACGUAUUAACAGUAUUGUAAAUUGAUAAAUUACGUGUUAAAAUAUAGUAAAGUGUAUUACAAACAAACCGUGCUAUGUGGCUGUGCUUAAAAUGGUAUUAGUUUGUGUAUCUGGGCGUAUCGCGACGCUGGCUCGCACGGUCGGUGUCGUCCAUUAGAAACGAUUUUCCAGGGGCAGUGGAGGGUGUGCGAUCUAACACGGAAAAUUCCCAAGUGCGUUAGGAUACAAGUGUAGCCAGUGUCCGGGCGAUGUAGUGAGAGCAGAGAGCGUUCCUGCCCGCGAUGUAUCAGUCGGGGAGUGUAUCGACCGCGCCGAGACCACGGCUGGCUGUUUUCCAAAGCCGCGUCGUGCGCGCUCGCCCGACUCUACGCGCUUAACGAGAUAAUCACGGACGAUUCGCACUGAACUCUGGUUUAAACUAUUGUUAUGAGUGUUAGCAGGCAUAAUGCCCGCUGUACCGACCGCUCUGUGCGGCCAUAUCAUCUAGAAACAAAACGAGACCACUAAAUGGCGCUGGGGAAGUUACUUUCUGUGCUGGUCGUGGUAGCCAUAGUCCUUGGCGACCAUGAGGUCGAAAAGGAGAGUAAAGCUAAGAAAGCCAUGGCGGCGGAGACGCAACAGAAGUACAGGAGUGCGAACCCUGGGAAGGAGAAGGGGUCUUUUCACAAACUGAGUGCGAUGUUCAACAAGACGGACGAGCGGCGCCAGGGCCGGCGUGGGGAUAAGACGUCGGUGGACAAGCUGAUGCGGCUCAACAAGAAGUACAACGACAUGAUGAACGACAACCAGGGCGCCAUCGCCAUCAACCAGAAGAAUUAUUCAGACAGCGACACCGUCACGUUGACUGACAAGAUGAAGAUCUUGCGUCCGAACGUGCCUCUGUAUGAGGCGGUCAACAAGAACCCUUACGUGUCGCAAGCCACGGGGGUGUACUGCAGCUUCGAGAAGAACGGGACGAACAACCCCGCCAGCAUGUGCAUGUGGCAGUGGAACUCCACGGUGUCCAGCCACGGGCUGGGGUUCAAGGUGGUGACUGCAGCCGACGUGGUGGCCAUGAACCAGUCCACCAGGGGCCUCAAGUUCUCCGGGCCCACAGCGGACGCUGACGGCAAUGUGGGAGGCCACUUCCUCUACCUGGCCGUGGACCCUACCAUGGAGAACAUGGUGAUCAAGUCACCACCCUUCCGAGGUCUCUGGGAAUUCUGUAAGUUUGAAGCCAAGCUGCACCAGAGUAAGAUGCAGAACGCGAGCAUCCGCCUGGUGUCGGAGUCCACGAUGUCUGAAGUGCAGUGGAUACUACAGGAGGUGGCCGGCAACAAUUUCGAUAUCUGGCACCCAAUGCGCUUCAUAAUCGGCAAGGUGCAGCAAGAAGUGCGCAUCAUAAUAGAGAUCACGCGGCCAAGCUACGUGAGCCUCUCACAGAACUUGCCGCACAUCGCCAUUGAUAACAUUAGGAUGAUAGACUGCGUGCCGGAGCCGCCGAUCUAUAACGGAGAGUGUGUGUUGGGACAGCUCAAGUGCCAGAUUAUGAACAAAGACUCGUGCAUCAAGCUGCAACAAGUCUGUGACCUGGUGAAGGACUGUGACGAUGGCAGCGAUGAAGCACAGAACUGCGACAAAAUGCCGUAUGGAUCUUAUUGUAACUUCGAACAAGAUACCUGCGGCUUCGAAAAUGUUCCACAGCCAAUACUCAAAUGGUCCCGUCACAACGGGCCCACCCCCACAGACAAGACAGGGCCGAACUACGACCAUACAUGUGGGCCCACGCUCCCCCACCCAACCAUGGUGGUGCCCCCCCUGUUCCCAGCACAUUUGAACCUGAGCAUCACUCAGUGUGUCGGGUACUAUUUCUUCGUCAACAUGAAUGUGACUGGGCCCAAUAAAGAGAAGGCGGAUUUCGCUUCCACCGCUGUCAUGAGGACUGUCAUCUUCAAUCCGCCUCCGAAGGUCCAUGGGAAUAUUACGUCCAGAUACUACAAUUGUUGUAUGAUAAGGUUCUACUACCAGCAAAAUGGUAGGAACUACGGUUCGUUGAGCGUGAAUGUGGUGGAACUGACGAAUCGUGGUAACAUCACCACCUCCGUGUGGUUCAGUACCAAAGAUAAAGGCGAGAACUGGUAUAGAGCCUCUAUAUUCCUGCCUAAUGUUACUAGGAGGUAUUUCCUAGAAUUCAAAACUCGCAUGGGCAUGCGGAUUUACUCGGACUCAGCAAUAGACGACUUCUCCAUGGCUCCGGAGUGUUUCGGGCUGAACGUGGACCCGGCAGAGCUAGGGGACUACAACUAUUACGACCCCUCAUUCGAAGAGAAGACCACACCGCAUCCUGCGUUUGCGGAUAAACCAUUCUACCGCUUCACGACAUGCGGCGCGACGGGCCGGUUCGGUCCGAACCAGUCCAUGUGCGACGCGGCGUACAACAACAGCCCGGUGUCGGUGAGCGUCAUCCAGAGCCCCCCCUACCAGGGGAUACAGCUCUGGGAGGUGCCCGCUGAAGGACUCUAUACGCUGAUAGCGACGGGUGCGAGUGGGGGGCUGGGGUCUGCGUGGGCGGGGGUGUCGCACGCGGCGGCCGUGCGCGCGCUGGUGGAGCUGCACAAGUCCGAGCGCGUCUACAUACUCGUCGGGCAACAGGGGAUCAACGCAUGCAAGAAGACCCUAUCAGCCCAAGAAGGCCACCACGAGUGUUCCCGGCGGACCUCCAACGAGACCAGCCAGGUGUUCACCAGCAAGACCCACGAGGUGCGGAACACACAUGUCUCCGACGGAGGGGGCGGCGGUGGGGGAGCCACCUAUGUGUUCCUGCUGGACAAAGACGGCCAAGCCUUCCCCCUACUAGUGGCGGGGGGUGGGGGAGGGAUAUCGGUGGGGAGCUUCAGAGACGACGGGUCGCAACACGCGCGCCCCCUCACUAACGCCACGCCGGAGUCCGGGUACAUGUAUGGACAACCGGGGAAGACUUCUGGUGCGGGCGGUGGUUGGUUGUCUCGCUCGGGUCCGACGACUCCAGGGUUCGAGCUGGUGCGGGGCGCCGCGCUGCACGAGGGGGGCGGAGGGGGCGCCGCCUGCGCCGGACAGGCUGACGGGGGCUUCGGCGGCGGAGGGGGAGGCUGUCUUAGAGGGGGCGGCGGGGGUGGGUGGCUUGGUGGAGAUACAAACGAAGGUCGCGGUCUGCACGGCGGCGGGGGCUGGUCGUACAUAGCAGCCAGUCGCGCCGUCAGAGACUACAGCGAGGCGGCCGUCGCGCCGCGGACCGGGCCCGGGGAGCUGCUUAUAAUACCCGCUAUACAUGACUGUGACUGCGACUACCGCUGCGUGGCCCUGAACGAGUACCGGAGCGACGUCAACUGUUACUGCCCCGCCACAUGGACGGCAGACGCUCACGACCCCACCAAGUGUAUACUGGAGGAGGCCUGGCCCCGCACCCCGUGGGUGGUGAUUAUAGUACUCUCCGUGGCUGUGUUCGUCUGUGCACUGGCCGUGCUCUGCGUGUGUCUCUAUUUAUACAACACCUACCAAAGGAAGAAGGAAGCAGAACAGCAGCAGAAACGUCUUCUAGAACAAGAUGUGCAGCUGCAGCGCCUGCGGAGUGCCCCGGGAGGGAACGACAACCUCACCAUGGCGUUCAACCCUCACUACGGCAGCGAGAGCAUCCUGCCGCAGGGGAUCGAUGUCAGGGGGUUACCACAGGUCUCCAGAGAAAGCCUCAAGCUUGUCAAGGCUUUAGGCCAAGGCGCCUUCGGAGAAGUAUACCAAGGCCUGUACCGCCACCGCACGGGAGACACGGUGGAGAUGCCGGUGGCAGUGAAGACUCUGCCAGAACUGUCCACCGGCCAGGCUGAGUCCGACUUCCUGAUGGAAGCCGCCAUCAUGGCAAAGUUCAGCCAUCCCAACAUUGUUCAUCUGAUCGGAGUCUGCUUUGAUCGACAUCCACGAUUCAUAGUCCUGGAACUGCUCGCCGGUGGAGAUCUGAAGAACUUCCUCCGCGAAAGUCGGCCGAAGCCGGAGCGAGCCAGCGCCCUGACCAUGAAGGAUCUCCUACUGUGUUCCAUCGACGUCUGCAAGGGAUGCAGAUACUUGGAGAGCAAGAGAUUCAUACAUAGGGACAUAGCAGCCCGCAACUGCCUCCUGACAUCAAGGGGACCCGGCAGAGUGGUCAAGAUAGCAGACUUCGGCAUGGCGCGCGACAUCUACCGGUCUGAUUACUACAAGAAGGGGGGUAAAGCCAUGCUGCCCAUAAAGUGGAUGCCGCCCGAAGCUUACAUCGAUGGAGUCUUCACCAUCAAAACUGAUGUUUGGUCGUUCGGCGUGCUACUGUGGGAGGUGUUCUCGCUGGGCGUGAUGCCGUACACGGGCUGCGCCAACCGGGAGGUCAUGGAGAUGGUCUCCGGGGGAGGCCGGCUGGAGAAACCUUAUGGGUGUCCCCAAGAGAUAUACAGGCUGAUGUGCGAGUGUUGGAACCCGACGCCGGGCGAGCGACCCUCGUUCGCGCACAUGUACGAGAGGAUGCAGCGGUUUGUACAGGACCCAGCGAUAGUAAGCGCGCCGCUGCCCAUUGUACGGUCUCUGUUACCGCCAUGCAAUGACUUACCACCCAACGCCAACGGCCCGCAGCGAGGGCCGGCGUGCGACUACCUCGUGCCGAUGUCGCCGCAGGACAACCCAACGACCAACAAUAGCCCCACGGAACCGCUGGUCCCUCAUAGCAAAUCGCAAACGGUGGCGCAGGAUCAGCCAGAAACGGAGGAUUCACAAUAUCCACCUCUUCUGAAAGCAUCACAAGAAUAUGGCAACAUUCCAAUGGCGUCCCGGAGCGGCGCAAGCGCAACAAGGCGCGAUGCCUCCGCUACCUCCGCCGUCGAGACAAAGACCACAACAAAGUUUCUGCCGUCUAAUUCUACAGAUAGAUUGCUAAGUUCAGUAGAGGGUCCGUCACUGGACGAGAUAACGCCGGACGCCGACGACAAGCCGGUCAUAUGGGAGACUUCGUUCACAGAGCCACCUCGCAACGCUACGCCGCGACAGAGCAUCGACAACGGACCAGCCGUCGAGAAACUUAUAAGCAUAACCCCGACUUCUCCAAAACCGCCUGAGAACGCUCUAUCAAAAGCGAUAGAGACCAACGUCAUUGACAAGACUAACCACAAGAACGCAUUGAUGCCAGAACGGAAGACAGCUCCAAUAGCGUCCCCAGACCCGCCGCGCAUCAACGCAUGGGCCAAAGAAGCGCCAAAAUUCACGCCCAAACCGAAACCACUGUGCUUAGACGCGGCACAACUAGAGCAAAACUUGAACGCAUUGAAAAAGAACAGUGGUUCCGUCAACUUGACGACGAUGAACAUUCUGCCGCCAUACAUAAACGUCGUCACACCAAACAAGCUCUCCGAAUCGAAGACGAUACAGAUUGAUCCUAAGAAGGCGGUGAUAGACGACUUGCCGAAGGAAACGGAGUCGAAGGAAGAGAAGGGGAAGUUGAAGCAGUCCAGCUCGGCGGCGAGCCUGCUGAACGGGCCGAUGACGGACGUGCCGUACGCGGACAGCGACAACGCGUCCUCCAGCUCCGGCAGCAACCAGCCCAGCAAGAAGCUCGACGACAGGAACAUGGUCACCAUACAGGGUAGCAACGCCGAGUACGUCGGCGACUCCGAGAUUAGCUGCUAGACUCUCCAGUGAUGUUGUAGUGGGUUGUGGAACUGUGCCACCGAGACACUCAGUGAAAUGUUACAUAUUACUAGUUGUAAAUAUUUUUAAAUAAUAAUAGACUUUGUGAUCGAAGAAGAUAUUAAAUAAAAUAUUUAUUUUGAAAUUUUUGUAUUUUUAUCGUAUACGUGUACAAAAAUGUUUUUAUUUUCGUUACGGAUAGUAGUUUAUUUGAACAAUAUGGCUUCCUUGUUGCUUAUAGUCAUAGUUUAUUGUUGCUCAAUUAGCUCAAUGUUUUGCAAAGAAAAUAUUACCUAGAUCGAAUAAAGUCACUUAGUUUUUCUACUUAGAUAUUUUAAAAGAAAACAUCAGUUGUGUAAUUUUAAAUAUGGACGUUUGUAAAUAAACUGGGCUUAGUGGCAAUUUUUUUACCUAAAUUUUUGUAAUUUUUACAUUUAUUUUCGCUAAACAUUCGCGCAUUUGGUCUCAAAUAUUUGUGCAAAUGUAUUUGCAAAUGAAUUAGACCCAAUUUUAUACCGAAUUUUAAACAAGUUUACAUCAAGCGAAACAUUUGCUCAAAUGUUUGCUAGUCAAAUGUGUACAAGUCUACAAAUAAUUUGUCAAACAACAUAUUUUGGGAAACAAACGCACAGGCGACAUUAUAUUGCUUGUUAUACACCUAAAUCUUAUAUAAUAAGGUCAAGGAAACGAAUUAUACCGUUCUGUAUACUUUUGUUAACAAAUUCAGGACCUUUCGUAGAUUUUUUUUACAAGAAUACACUACAAAAAAUGUCAAACAGAUUGUAUACAUUUUUUCCAACGUGUAUUUUAUUUUCAGUAUAAAGUAUACAAGAAAAAAAUCACGAAUGGUCCCUUUCUCAUUCCUAGAAUAGACACUGUAGUCGCUUAAAAUGUUUGUAAAUAAUAUAAAACGUAGGUAUUUGUGUACAUCCGCCCUUUAAAUUAAAAAAAUACGAAAAUAUAUAACGUUUCGCGUAGAUGUACAUGAAUUUAAAAUUGAUGAGAAAAAAAAACUACUGUAUUUUGUUUGUAAAAAAACUUUAUGUGAUGUUAAAUAAGAAUAUUCUGGAGAUUUUCAUUUAGUGUUGUUAGAUUUGCCAUAAUAUAUAAAUAUACACUUAGAAGAUAUAAAAAAAUAGAUUUAUUAUAUAUAUCUAUAUAUAUAUUUGAAAUUAAAAGUGUGUGGAAUCACAUGAAUGCUUUAAUUACUGUAAGAUAGUUUAAGAUAAGGUGUUUCUUAUGUUCACUCAUAGUAGUGCCAUUUAAUUUUGUUACUGCCUACUUGAUGUGCAUUUAGUUACGUUCUAGGCAUGAAAUUACAGGGUAUCAUGGUAAUUUUGUUUUAUUUUUUCGUUUAAAAAGAAUCCAUCUUUAACUUUUCUUGGUGUUAAAAAUACUGGUCCUCUUGUCCUAAAAUAGGGAGUAUUGCUAACUCUUUCUAGCAUACUGUAUGAGAAAGGGACAGUGAGCUUUCUGUCAAGUUAGAACGUAAAAACGUUCAGAGAUAACAUUAAAAAUUGAUUUUUAAAUGUCGUAGUGACAGAAUUGUGUUUGAAUUAAAAAUUAACCUUAAAUCAAGGUGUAUGCCAAAGCUGCAAGAUACUUGAAAACAAGAGGUAGCUUAGUUUAGUUUGUAAAAUGGAAUAAAUAAAUGUCUCUUUGUUUCGUAUCAAAAGUAUUUCUUGUUUGUAUGAUAUACCUGUGUGUAGACUUUAUUUUUAUAGCUUAGCUUAUUUUUAAAAACAUCGAGAGGAUUUAUUAGGUAACCGACUUCUCCGUCGUCUUUUAGACUUAAGAAGUAGAAAAAUACCUAAUCGUGACUUGAAAUAUGUGAAUUCUAAGUCACGUUCUCCGAACCGAUGACCUAAAUCUAAGCUAAGCUAUAUUUUAAGCUAUUGCUGAAUUAUUCACGUUAGGUAUACCCAUUUUUUUAUCCAAGAAAUGUUUGUGACAGUUCAUUGAAAAAAUGUAUAUUUAAAACAUAGUUUUAAUUAUAUUUAAUAUUGUAAAAAUGAUGUACAGAUACAGAUGUUGUUUUUCAUUUGUAUUUUUCGCGAUGUAUAUUGUAUUUAGAUACAAUACAAUACAAAAAAAAAUACUCGAGAAGUGAUCGCCAUUUGAGUUAGCAUGUUUCAUUUGUUAUUUAUUUAAGCAUUAUUGUUGUUGAUAAUUUAAUUAUUAAAUUGGACAAAAUCAAGAAUUAAUGAAACGUCAAUGUAGUCGCGAUAUUAAGACGACUCUAAAGAAUUUGUAAAACGCAGAAAUAUUUGAAAUAUAAAUUACUUGUCGAAUAACGUUUUAUUGUCACUUCAAACUUUGCUCAAUUUAGGAGUUACUUUUGAACUAGUAAUGAAUCUUUUUAAACCUUUUUUUAUAUAAAAAAAAAUAUAUGUAAUGUGGUUGUGAAGUAAAUAUAGUAAACGGAUGAAAAAAAGUGAAAGAAAAGUUGUAAAGAGUUCCUUUUUAUUGAAAAAAAAAAUCGAGUGACUUUGAAAUGUUAUUCUUCAUAACUUUUAGUUGAUAAAAUUAAGUGUUGUGUACUGGGUUUAAAAAAAAAACAACGAAAAAUCGUUUAACAUUUACAUAAAGAUCGGGCGUUUAAGUUUACUUUACAAAAAAUGCAGUAUUUUUACGUUAUGUGUCCCCUUGUAUUAGAUAAUGUAAUGCUAAAAUAAUUAGUAAUGAAACUUUAUAUAUUAUAUGGUAUAUAAAAUACGAAAUGAAUAUGUAAAGUUUAUAAAAUAACAAUAAAACAAAAAAGUGUAAUUGAUAUUCAAAGAUAAAAUCAUUAUUAAUAAAUGUA
Molecule: messenger RNA, 8537 nt
Organism: Spodoptera frugiperda (fall armyworm)
Lineage: Eukaryota; Metazoa; Arthropoda; Insecta; Lepidoptera; Noctuidae
Gene: Alk
Product: tyrosine-protein kinase receptor
Exons: 29
Coding region: 584-5734 (1716 amino acids)
Biological process (GO): cell surface receptor protein tyrosine kinase signaling pathway; positive regulation of kinase activity; multicellular organism development
Cellular component (GO): signaling receptor complex; membrane
Molecular function (GO): transmembrane receptor protein tyrosine kinase activity; protein binding; ATP binding
Source: RefSeq, a predicted model, not a curated record